ACUUUUCUGGAGAAUGUCAAUGCUUGGGUGUAGAGUAUAGCAUACUAGUUACCGCCCCGACACAUUUUAGAUUAUUUUGCAUGGUUCCUUGGUUGGUCUAUCUCGGUACCUCGAUAGCAUAGCUAAUUUCUGAUCACGACAAUGGCCCGAGUUAUGAAAGUGUUACGGACUUUACGAAAUCACUGGAAGAAGUCCACAUUUGCUGUGUGUGUCUUGUCCUACGGUGGUCAUUGGUUGUACGGAAAGCACUGUGACAACGUGUUGCGAAAAGAGGCAUGUCAGGAAGCCAGGGAAUUUGGCCGGAAAUUAAUUGGGCCUCAGGAGGAAGUUAAGAAGGCCACAGUAAUCCUGAAUCCUGCAGCAAGCAGAGGAAAAGCCAACAGUCUUUUUGAGAAGAACGCAGCCCCCAUUUUACACCUUGCUGGGGUGGAGAUCAAAGUCGUAAAGACAGAUUAUGAAGGCCAGGCAAAAAAGCUAAUGGAACUUAUGGAACAGACAGACAUGUUGAUUGUUGCUGGGGGUGAUGGAACAUUACAGGAGGUGAUAACCGGCUUGCUAAGAAGAACUGAUGAGGAAGCUUUCAGUAAAACUCCCAUAGGGUUUAUUCCACUGGGCUCUCAUAACUCACUCAGCCAAAGCCUGCAUCUAGUCACUGACAAUAGAGUAAAAUGCAUCACUUCAGCCACGCUGUCCAUUCUGAAAGGGGAGACACUGCCACUGGAUGUCCUACAGAUAAAGGGUGACAAGGAGCAACCUGUCUUUGCACUCUUGGGUUUACGCUGGGGUUCAUUCCGUGAUGUUGCAUCAUCCAUCAGCAAAUAUUGGUACCUUGGUCCUUUGAAAACUCAAGCUGCGCAUUGGUUUAGUACACUAUGGGAGUGGCCACAGACCCGUCAUGCUUCACUCGCAUAUCUGCCUCCUGUUCCUCGACCUCCAGACCUACCUGCUGAGAAGCUCUCAAGACCCAACUUGCUUUACCGCAUUUAUCGCAGGCUUCAAAACUACUGGAACCCUCCUGUAGAAGAGCCUCCUGCAGACGAGGAACCAGCACACUGGGAAGAAAAGCAGAUCUCCACCCUGGAACUCACAAUAUACACACACAACAGGAACCCUGUAAAAAGACGUCCAGACGAUUCUCUGGUGCUGUCUGUAGAACCAGACACAGUUGGGAUUGGCCAGUUCAUCAGAGAUGGGACUAAGAAAGCUGAAGAACCACUGGUAUGCACAGACAACGCAGUUCAGACAGAGGCCAGUGUGUGCCAUCUCAAUUUGCCCCGUGAGGGUGCUGGCUUUUAUGACAUCGACAAUGAAGAAUUUGAAGCCAUGCCAGUGGAAGUGAGGCUGUUGCCACGGAAACUGAGGUUCUUUUGCAGCAAAGAGCGCAAAGAAGAGCUGGCUCAUGCAAAUUGAAGACAGUGCUUACCAUCACGUAUGUAAGGGAGAAAACCCACUGGGGCCCUGGUUACUACCUUAAUUUCUCUGUUAAGAUGCUAAUUCCAGACCAUCACAGCUUUAUUAUGAUCUCUCAAAUGAGCUUUUCAAUGAUGCUAUUAAUACUUGUCCAGAAUGCUGAAUAGCUUAUUCUAUAGAAAGCAAAAUCAUCAGUGUAUGUAUGAGUACACAAGUACCUGCCAGGCCCGUCAAAACAGAGCACCACAGCAGGCAUCCCAUCAUGUCAGUGGUUUAUAUGAGGCUUCUGAGGAAGUUGCUGUGGAGGAAGGGAGGAAGCACCACUUUGAAACUGCGUACACCCAUUAAAAAAAAGACCACUUUCUUUUUUCCUUUACAGUGAAAAUGUACUACAUGCUGUCUAACUUGCCAUAUUAAAACAUCUGCCCACAACACAUAAGAAAUGUAGUC
This is a messenger RNA of Electrophorus electricus (electric eel), 1860 nucleotides long. RefSeq names its product acylglycerol kinase (gene agk). The record is from RefSeq and is a predicted model, not a curated record. Gene Ontology annotation, biological process: phosphorylation; ceramide biosynthetic process; sphingosine biosynthetic process. Gene Ontology annotation, molecular function: ceramide kinase activity; acylglycerol kinase activity; ATP-dependent diacylglycerol kinase activity. Lineage: Eukaryota; Metazoa; Chordata; Actinopteri; Gymnotiformes; Gymnotidae. Gene Ontology annotation, cellular component: cytoplasm; membrane; mitochondrion.